Striga hermonthica is the source of this 1269-nucleotide messenger RNA. Lineage: Eukaryota; Viridiplantae; Streptophyta; Magnoliopsida; Lamiales; Orobanchaceae. The record is from the annotation of a GenBank genome assembly.
AUGACAGCCCAAAUUCGACACCCUGCAAAUCUUUUUCCAUCUUCUUCUUCAUACUGCCCCGCCGAUAUCACCUCUGUAAGGACCGUCCUCAAAUUUCGUCCCUCGCCCAAAAUUUCCCACAAAUUCUUCUGUUCAUGCAAAGCUUCCCAAAACCCCCAAAACCCUAAUCCGAAUCAAGAUUGGACCCUCCCAUGGAUUUUCCAAGCCAUCCCAGAUUGGGCCGACAGCGUUAAGGAAAGGGGCAUGAAGCGAAAACGAUCCUUGUACGGCCACGAGAACUGGGUUCAGCACAGAAGCUCCUCAAGGCACGUCCGGCAUUUCAUGUCGAGCUUGAGCUCGCGCGUGAUUCUGUCUCUGGUCCCUCCCGUCAUCUUCUUUACCUCGGUCUCGGCUGUAAUCGCUGCUUAUAACUCAGCUGUUUCGUUGGAUUUGCUGCCCGAGUUUUUCCCUGUCCUGAGGGCUUCCUCUUUGCCCUAUCAGCUGACGGCCCCUGCUUUGGCACUUCUGCUGGUUUUUAGGACGGAGGCCUCGUAUUCGAGGUUCGAGGAAGGUAAAAAGGCUUGGACUAAGGUGAUUGUGGGGGCUAAUGACUUUGCUAGGCAAGUGCUUGCUAGUGUGGGGAGCCCGAACCCGAACGACGUGUCUCUUAAAAAUGCAAUCUUGAAGUAUAUCAUGGCUUUCCCAGUCGCUCUCAAGUGCCACAUCAUUUAUGGCUCAGAUAUUGCACGAGAUCUCAAGAAUCUUCUCGAAGUUGAGGAUUUAGCGGUAGUUCUCAGCUCAAAACACCGUCCACGUUGCAUAAUUGAGUUCAUCUCUCAAAGCCUUCACAUGCUUGAUCUGGAGCCUGCAAAGCUCAAUAUGCUGGAAUCGAAACUCGGUUGUUUUCAUGAGGGAAUCGGGGUGUGUGAACAGAUAUUAGGCACACCUAUUCCUCUCUCGUAUACUCGUUUGACCUCAAGAUUCCUGGUCCUGUGGCAUUUUACUCUUCCGAUCAUACUUUGGGAUGAAUGUCACUGGAUUGUUGUUCCUGCUACAUUUAUUAGUGCUGCUUCUUUGUUCUGCAUUGAGGAGGUAGGAGUGCUUAUAGAAGAACCAUUCCCGGUGCUUGCUCUUGACGAGCUUUGCCUUACGGUUAGGACCAAUAUCGAGGAUGUUUUGAAAAACGAGAAGUUGAUACAAGCUUGCUUGAUCUCAAAAAGGAAAACUCUUUGUGAUAAGCACUGUUCAAAUGGCUGGCCAAGUUCUUUGGAAGAUAGACAGCCUGGUUGA